This is a messenger RNA of Lontra canadensis (Northern American river otter), 2268 nucleotides long. It is a transcript of the gene CDKL4, whose product is annotated as cyclin dependent kinase like 4. NCBI's taxonomy places the organism in Eukaryota, Metazoa, Chordata, Mammalia, Carnivora, Mustelidae. Gene Ontology annotation, cellular component: nucleus. The record is from RefSeq and is a predicted model, not a curated record. Gene Ontology annotation, molecular function: cyclin-dependent protein serine/threonine kinase activity; ATP binding. The transcript has 10 exons. The coding region runs from base 195 to 1223 and encodes 342 amino acids. Gene Ontology annotation, biological process: protein phosphorylation.
UACAGCCACCUGAAGGGAGAGGGGGAAGUGUGCCCACCCUGAACCCCGCGCGGUGGGGAGCGCGUUACUGACGCCGAGCAAGCAUGUAUGUGCUCGUCAACAUCCAGUAUUUUUAAGUUCACAUUUGGGAACGAGAGGGUGUAACAUUGUGUUGCAAGUCAAUCAAUACAGUAAUUUAAGUCCUGUCAACUAUAAUGGAAAAGUAUGAAAAAUUAGCCAAGAUUGGAGAAGGGUCCUAUGGGGUUGUAUUCAAGUGCAGAAACAAAACCUCUGGACAAGUGGUAGCUAUUAAAAAGUUUGUGGAAUCUGAGGAUGAUCCAGUUGUUAAGAAAAUAGCACUAAGAGAAAUACGGAUGUUGAAGCAAUUAAAACACCCAAACCUUGUGAACCUCAUUGAGGUGUUCAGAAGAAAAAGGAAAAUGCAUUUAGUUUUUGAAUACUGUGAUCACACACUUUUAAACGAGCUGGAAAGAAAUCCCAAAGGAGUUGCUGAUGGAGUGAUCAAAAGUGUAUUAUGGCAAACACUUCAAGCUCUUAAUUUCUGUCAUAAACAUAACUGUAUUCACAGAGAUGUAAAACCUGAAAAUAUUCUAAUAACUAAGCAAGGAAUAAUCAAGAUCUGUGACUUUGGGUUUGCACGAAUUCUGAUUCCAGGAGAUGCCUACACUGAUUACGUGGCGACACGGUGGUACCGAGCUCCGGAACUUCUUGUGGGAGACACACAGUACGGUUCCUCCGUGGACGUAUGGGCCGCUGGCUGUGUUUUUGCAGAGCUUCUGACAGGCCAGCCACUCUGGCCUGGAAAAUCAGAUGUGGACCAGCUUUAUCUGAUCAUCAGAACACUGGGAAAACUAAUCCCAAGACAUCAAUCUAUCUUCAAAAGUAACCAGUUUUUUCAUGGCAUCAGUAUUCCUGAGCCAGAAGACAUGGAAACUCUUGAAGAAAAGUUCUCAGAUGCUCAUCCCAUGUCUUUGAAUUUCAUGAAGGAGUGUCUAAAGAUGAAUCCUGAUGACAGAUUAACCUGUGCCCAACUCCUGGAGAGCCCCUACUUUGAUUCUUUUCAUGAAGACCAAAUUAAAAGAAAAGCACGUACUGAAGGAAGAAACAGAAGACGCCAGCAGAAUCAACUGUUGCCUCUCAUACCAGGAAGCCACAUCUCCCCCACACCUGAUGGAAGAAAACAAGUCCUCCAGUUAAAAUUUGAUCAUCUUCCAAACAUUUAGGAAAAUGUUCUUUCAAGUGGAAAGUAAUUUAAUAUGUACACAUUUUUGUACAAGAGAGAUAGGGAUUCUCAGUGUUUCAAAUGCAAAUGAGCCAUAUGAAAAUUAAGAUGCCUUCUAGAAUUGUUUUGCUCUGAUCAUUACUGAUUCCUCUGCCCAUGCUUUUUACAUGCCAACUUUAUCUUUUAGAACAUUUUCUUUAAAUGUUAGAGAGUCUGAAACUGCACAUAUGGAGGAGACAUUUUCCAUUUCAUCAGAGCAGCCCUUCCAGAGGCAAUUUAGAGAAUUUGUGGGCUUGUACGUUGAUUUUUAGAAAAGAGUUACAUAUGUCAUUUUGGUUUACCUGACUACAUAAUGUCUUAGAGCAUUACCAAAUAGCUUGCCCAACUGUUUGUGUAAGGAAUGACAUUAUGUUUCUGCAUUUUAAUUCAUACUUAUUGUAACCAGGUCUGUUGAGUAAUGCUGGAUUUUAUAUUGGUGUAGGAAGGGAACCUGGAAAUGUCAUGUAGGUUUAUCCCUCGAUUCCAGGGAAGACUCUACUUUCUCUGUCUCAUGAGACAUCGAUGAUUCCAAUUUUAAAGCAAGCCAGAGAAAAUUCCAUACAUUUACAUGGCAAAUAAGGAACUACGAGGAAUUACCAUCCUCAGGACAUAAUACCCUGUGAUAAUUGACUGCUGACUCUAAUGCUGUCCUUUAGAACAUCGUGGUUUCUUUUUCUUUUUCCUGGCUUGAUCACCUCAGUGCCUAGAUGUAUCCUGUUGGGUGUAUGUCCUAAAUAUUUGGUUCAAGGUCAAUACACUUCCAAACAUUUGAAUCCAUAGCCUCUGUGAACUUGUGCAGCCCUAAACUUGUGUAUCAAGAUCAGGUUUGUAAAUGCUUCCAACAGCAAAAAGAUUAUUUUUCAGUUACCUUCUUUGUGUCUCCUACCAAAAAAAAGAAGCAAACAAACAAAACACCACCCAAUAGGUGACCCCAGUUUACAUUGGGAUAUUUUCUCGAGUAAACCUGACAGAUACACCUACAUACACACAUAUGUACCCAUCUAUAU